ACUCUUCUUUUUAUCAUCACUAAUUCAUCAUUCUUAUUUCUUAAUCAACAACUUAACCAUGGAUGAAGAGAAGAAGCACCACCACCUUUUUCAUCACAAUAAGGAUGAUGAGGAGUCUUUUGCAGCCUAUCCUGUUGAGGGAACCCAUGAUUACAAGGAAGAUGAGAAGAAACACAAGAAAGAUGAGCACCUUGGUGAAGUAGGUGCUGUGGCUGCAGGGCUCUAUGCAAAGCAUGAGAAGCAUGAGGAAAAGAAGGAUCCAGAGAACGCACACCGCCACAAAUUGGAGGAAGAGAUUGCAGCGACAGCUGCUGUGGGAGCUGGUGGAUAUGCAUUCCACGAGCACCAUGAUAAGAAGGAAGAUGAAAAGGCACAGGACACCAAGAAGCAUCACCAUCUCUUUUAGUUGCCAUGCCUACUUCAAUAAAUACUAUGUGUGCACGUAUUACAUGAAAUAAAAUACAAACUUAAGUAUUAUGUUAUAGGGUUCUCACAUUAAAUAAAGUACAAACUUAUGGAA
Molecule: messenger RNA, 520 nt
Organism: Lactuca sativa (garden lettuce)
Lineage: Eukaryota; Viridiplantae; Streptophyta; Magnoliopsida; Asterales; Asteraceae
Source: RefSeq, a predicted model, not a curated record